CUUUCUAACCUUUCAUCAAUCAUGGGUACAGGUACUGACAAGGCAGUUGGUGCCGUCGCGUUUUUUGCCUCAGUUGCAAUCUUUACUUAUUAUACAAUUUGGUCUUUAUUGAUGCCAUUUGUAGAUGAAGGCCACCCAUUGCGCAAUUACUUCUUGCCUUGGGAGUAUGCGAUUCGUAUUCCUCUUAUCAUUCUCAUCGUUGGCCUCACUGUCAUCUUCACAUUCCUCGGACUGGUUAUGGUCAAGAGUAAAAAUAAGCAAGACAAGAAAGCCAAAUAAUAAAGUGCCAGACACAC
Messenger RNA from Phycomyces blakesleeanus NRRL 1555(-), 296 nucleotides. RefSeq lists its product as hypothetical. NCBI's taxonomy places the organism in Eukaryota, Fungi, Mucoromycota, Mucoromycetes, Mucorales, Phycomycetaceae. Gene Ontology annotation, molecular function: enzyme regulator activity. The record is from RefSeq and is a predicted model, not a curated record. Gene Ontology annotation, cellular component: endoplasmic reticulum membrane; dolichol-phosphate-mannose synthase complex. The coding region runs from base 22 to 279 and encodes 85 amino acids. The transcript has 3 exons. Gene Ontology annotation, biological process: GPI anchor biosynthetic process.